CUGAAUAUCUCCCAGCAUUAUGUCGACGUGCCUAAAUAUCAGCAGAUGAUUAACCGUGGAUGCCGAGACGAUUUGCUUUUCGUCCUGCCGUUCUAGGCUCAGUUAACUCAGUCACUGUCUUCCUACCACCACAACAUCGCAGUAACAGCUCCCACUAUCAACCUUACAGGUAUACUAUGCAUCAACGAGGAGGUGAUUAUACAAUAUUGGCCGAACUGCCAUUGGACAAGCUGCACGAAAAUUGGUAUUGCAGUUGAAUUGAUUGGGCAGCAAUAGUCAAGAGCUGUGCUCCACCGUACGAUCUGAAGCCAUCUUGAUGGACCGUGGAAUCAACGUCUCUCUGCGCCAAGUCG
Macroventuria anomochaeta is the source of this 353-nucleotide messenger RNA. RefSeq lists its product as uncharacterized. The coding region runs from base 60 to 257 and encodes 65 amino acids. NCBI's taxonomy places the organism in Eukaryota, Fungi, Ascomycota, Dothideomycetes, Pleosporales, Didymellaceae. The record is from RefSeq and is a predicted model, not a curated record. The transcript has 2 exons.